GAUUAGGUUCAUCGACAACACUGAUCUGGCUGGCAUUGAUCAUCAAAUAACACAACUUGGGCUAGAGCUGGCAUCAACACUUGUUAUUGUGACCUCUAAGAGUGGAGACACCCCUGAAACCCGAAAUGGUCUACUGGAAGUACACAAGGCCUUUCAUCAAGCAGGGCUUGAAUUUGCAAAACAGGGAGUUGCCAUUACGCAAGACAAUUCAUUGCUUGACAAGACUGCUAUAAGCGAAGGAUGGAUUGCCAGAUUUCCUGUGUUUGGUUGGGUUGGUGGUAGAACUUCUGAAAUGUCUGCUAUUGGUUUGCUUCCUUCAGCUCUUCAGGAAAUUGAUAUAAGAGAUAUGCUUGCUGGUGCUGCAUUAAUGGAUAAAACAAAUAGGAAUAUUGUUGUUCGUGAUAACCCUGCAGCGCUUCUUGCCCUAUGUUGGUACUGGGCGACUAAUGGAAUAUGAAAUAAGGAUAUGGUUAUUCUUCCAUACAAGGAUAGCAUGUUAUUGUUCAGUAGAUAUUUACAACUGCUGGUCAUGGAGUCACUUGGAAAAGAAUUUGAUCUGGAUGAUAAUUGGGUGAAGGGAUCACAGUAUAUGGAAACAAAGGGAGCACAGAUCAUCAUGCUUACAUCCAGCAGCUGAGGGAGGGGGUGCACAAUUUCUGUCACUUUUAUUGAAGUACUACGUGAUCGGCCUGCCGGUCAUGAUUGGGAGCUUGAACCUGGUGUCACCUGUGGUGACUACCUUUUUGGAAUGUUACAGGGAACAAGGUCAGCCCUUUAUGCCAAUAAUAGAGAGUCUAUUACUAUAACAGUACAAGAGGUGACACCUAGAUCGGUUGGUGCCCUAAUAGCUCUCUACGAGCGAGUUGUCGGUAUUUAUGCUUCACUAGUCAACAUUAAUGCUUAUCAUCAGCCUGGUGUAGAAGCUGGGAAGAAAGCUGCGAGAGAAGUUCUAGCGCUUCAAAAGCGUGUUCUUGCAGUACUUGAUGAAGCCAGCUGCAAAGAGCCUAUUGAACCACUAACACUUGAAGAAUUAGCUGAUCGAUGUCACGCCCAUGAAGAUAUUAAAAUGAUCUAUAAGAUUAUACAACACAUGGCAGCAAAUGAUAGAGCUUUGAUUGCCGAAGGCAGCUGCGGUUCACCUCGUAGCAUUAAAGUGUUUCUGGGCGAAUGUAACGUGGAUGACUUGUAUGCCUAGUUAUAUUUACAACAUAAAAACAUUUAACCUUGUAUGCAAGCUACUAAGGUUUUGCCGAAGAAACAAACACUAUUCGUUCCAAAAUAAAC
This is a messenger RNA of Cuscuta europaea, 1284 nucleotides long. The record is from the annotation of a GenBank genome assembly. NCBI's taxonomy places the organism in Eukaryota, Viridiplantae, Streptophyta, Magnoliopsida, Solanales, Convolvulaceae.